Messenger RNA from Megalops cyprinoides (Indo-Pacific tarpon), 2447 nucleotides. Its product is annotated as bridging integrator 2-like. Gene Ontology annotation, biological process: plasma membrane tubulation; podosome assembly; phagocytosis, engulfment. The coding region runs from base 260 to 1936 and encodes 558 amino acids. Lineage: Eukaryota; Metazoa; Chordata; Actinopteri; Elopiformes; Megalopidae. The transcript has 13 exons. Gene Ontology annotation, cellular component: phagocytic cup; podosome; cytoplasm. Gene Ontology annotation, molecular function: phospholipid binding; protein binding. The record is from RefSeq and is a predicted model, not a curated record.
GGGCGCUUGUCCAAGCUUGUUCUGUUUCCUCUUGCUCAUUCGUCCUCAUCUGCAGCUCCUUUCGGUGCAGCUUUCCGACCCGACUAUCAAACUCCCCUUUAAACAACGUUGGUCAGCAGUGUCUCUUUUCUCUAGUCGGUGUUCAUCAACAUUUCGCUUACGUUCAUCGAACCGCACACCAACAAUAGCCUUUCAGAUCUACAGUAAAACCGCCACACGACGACAGUUUGCAGGAGGAAGCAGAGAAGAGAGAAGAGAGAUGGCGGAGAGCAGGUCAGCUGGCAGUAGUGGUGGGACGGCAGGGUUCUUGGCCAGACGGGUUCAGAAGCAGCUGAGCCGGGCCCAGGAGAAGGUCUUGCAGAAGCUGGGGAAGACAGUAGAGACCAAAGAUGAGCAGUUUGAGCAGUGCUCUCAGAAUCUCAACAAACAGCAGAAUGAUGGGAACAGGUUGUUCAAGGACAUAAAGGCAUACUUCAGUGCUGUGAAAGGAAUGCACGAGACCUCCAAGCGUCUGUCCCAGUGCCUGAAAGACAUCUACGAAUCAGACUGGCAGGGCAUGGAGGACCUGUCCAUCAUUGUGGAGAGUGAGGACCUUCUGUGGAAUGACUACGAGGAGAAGCUAGCUGACCAGACCGUUCGGACCAUGGAAAAUUACAUCAGCCAGUUCCCUGAAGCCAAGGAGAGAGUGGCCAAACGUGGCAGGAAGCUGGUGGACUACGAUUCCUCCCGUCACCACCUGGAGGCGCUGCAGAGUGCUAAAAAGAAAGAUGAAACUAAGAUAGCCAAGGCAGAGGAGGAGUUUAACAAGGCGCAGAGUGUCUUCGAGGACAUCAACAAGGAACUGCGGGAAGAGCUGCCAGUGCUAUAUCAGAGCCGGAUCGGAUGCUAUGUGACAGUUUUCCAGAACAUCUCCAAUCUAAGGGAUGUGUUCUACAAAGAGAUGAGCAAGCUCAACAAUGAGCUGUACAGCAUCAUGAAGAAACUGGAAACACAGCAUUCAGACAGGGCCUUCAUCAUCAAAGGCUGGCAGAGCAAUAGCACUGGCAAUGGGACCAAGAAGAGGCGGUCCCUGAUGAUCUCUGCCCCCAUCCCAUGCAACACCGCAUUCCCCUCGGAUCACAGCACCAGCCUCACCCCCAUCCAGAAGGAUGGCACCAGCUCCGCAGAGUCACGGGAGAAGGAGGCAGAGGCUGCUCCUGUGCCAGCCACAGGGAGUGCACAGGACCCCCAUGGUACCCCCACUGAUGAGACCUCUGAAUGUGAAAGUCCUAAGAGGGAUUCGAGCCCCAUCCCUGACCCCAUGGCUGGACACCCUGGCUGGGAGGAAGCCAUGCCUGUGGAUUUGGCCAUGAAGGCAGGGGGAGCAGAAGAGAAGCAUGAGGAGGAAGGGGAAAAGGAAGUGGAGGAUUUGGAGCCCCCUGGAGCCCAAACAGAGCACAGUUCCACUCAGGACUGGAUGGUCCAUGCUCCAACGCAUGACAGAAGUGACAAGGGUGAUGGUGCCUUUGAGGUGGAGCCACCAGGGACGGCAGACAGCAGACCCAAACCCGCCCCGCGACGCUCCCUUCCUUCCCUGGAGUUAACACCUUCAGUGGCACUGGGCCCAGAGCCCAUGGAGGGAGAUAGAGACGAGGCUGCAGAACAGCCCUCUUUGGACACAAAUGGCAUAGACGCAGACACUGCUGGCCAAUCAGACGCUGAGAAUCCCACCAGCUUUCUCUACAAGGGGGUGGCAUUGGAGAGCCAUCUAUCGCAGGAGCCAGGAGAGCUACAGUUCCAAGAGGGCGAUAUAAUUCUAGUCCUGGACAAUAUCAAGCAAAUGCCUGAAGGCAUGGUGAGGGGAGUGAAGGAGAGUGACUGGAUUCAGCACAGGAGUGCAGUGGAUCACUCUGGGAUCUUCAUGGAGGACUUGAUCCAGCGGGUUGAAGCAGAGUAAUGCUGAAGACAUCUGGGGAUUGUGGGAAAUAAAGCCAUUGGGAGACUGGCAUUCUGUUAGAGGACUUCUCAUUCACUGUUUUUGUGGUUGCAAUAGUUUUUCCCCCUCAUAGUGGACAUAAUCAAACACACACAGUAUGGACCACCCCCAGAUCUCGCCCUGCUAUCCAUUUCAGAGGCACUUCAGCAGAAAAUGGAGCACAUGUGAUUGGUUGACUGAAUCAUCUCCAGAUCUGUGACUUGGCUGAAUUAAUCAAAAUAUUUUUCCUCCUGGCUAAUUGCAAAGUGUUGUCCUAUAUUGAAUAUUUACAUUAGGCAUAGUGCUGACCCAGAAUGCCAAACUGUAUUGAUACAUACUGAUAAAUUUCUAUUGUGGUAAGUACCAAAACAAUCGGCAUCCAUAGGGAAUAGAUAUGUAAUUUGCAGUUAUUCAGAACACCUUUGCAGAUUUAUGGCAACCUACUGUAAAAAGAUAAUUUGCUAUUUUGACAUGAUUGGCUUCAUAAGUGUUU